AUGAAUGGGAUUAUUGAUACGGCGGAGGAUGCCAAGUUGCUGAGAGAAAGAGGGAUUAUAGUGAACCGAUUGAAGAAUGAUGAAGAGGUGGCCAACCUGUGGAAUGGAAUGAGUAAAUCUGUAAAAUUGACAAAAGUGCCAUUCUUGGACAAAGUGAUCCAAGAUGUGAACAAGUAUCAUGACAGUAGAUGGAAGGUUAAAGCUGGGAAACUCAUAAAGGCGUAUGUUUUUAGGUCAUGGCAGUUUCUCUCAUUGCUUGCUGCUAUUCUCCUACUGUUAUUGGUGACUAUCCAAACGUUUUGCUCGGUUUAUAAUUGUUCUCGAAUCAUUCAUGUCCCAAAUCUUCAGUGA
Messenger RNA from Ilex paraguariensis (yerba mate), 351 nucleotides. NCBI's taxonomy places the organism in Eukaryota, Viridiplantae, Streptophyta, Magnoliopsida, Aquifoliales, Aquifoliaceae. The record is from the annotation of a GenBank genome assembly.